AAAUUUCGACACACUCAGAGGGGGUCCGAGCGUGAGCGUGACUGUCAAAUCUACAUAUUCUCUCUUCUCCUCUCUCUCUCUAAAAAAUUUCAGAAUUCAGAGGUGUGGUGUUCUGUUCUCUUCUCCUCUCUUUCUGUUCUCCUGUUCCGGAGAUUCGAUUCAAUCGCCAAUCUUUUUCAGCGUUUUUUCGGAUUCCGUCGUCGUCUUCCUCCUCCUCCAUUCAACCUCUGUCUUUUCGCAGAAUAUAAUGUUCCAGAUUUUCAAGGACUGGUUCUGAUCUGAUCCGAAUUUUUCUGAGUCCUCAGAAAAUAAAAGAGUUUUAAUUUAAUUCAAUCAAUGGAGGGUGACACAUUCUCAGGGCUUGGCAAUGGCAGCACGCAAAUUGAUGGAAAAGUUCUGCAGACGUUUCAGAAGAGCUUUGUGCAAGUGCAGAAUAUCUUGGACCAAAACAGGCUGCUGAUAAAUGAGAUUAAUCACAACCAUGAAUCCAAAAUCCCUGACAAUUUAAGCAGAAAUGUGGGUCUGAUCAGGGAGCUCAACAACAACAUCAGGAGAGUGGUUGAUCUUUAUGCUGAUCUCUCAAGCUCCUUCACCAAAUCCAUGGAUACUUCUUCUGAGGGAGGAGAUUCCAGUGGGGCUUUGAAGUCUGAUGGAAAAGCUGGGCACAAGAGAAUUAGGCCUGCUUAGAGAGAGAAAGUGAGAGAGAGAGAGAGAUUAUAAUUUGUCUUCCUAAUUCUUUUGCAUGUUGAGAUGGUAGAAAGAAAAAAAGGAGAAAAAUUGAUCAGAUUCUGUAAACUCCGCUGUAUCUGUUAGAUAAUAAUUCCCCAGAAUUGCUGUUUCAAUGUAAGUCUGUAACUGUGGAUCUAAUUGAAGAGAUAAAAAGAAGUUAAGCUGUGUUUGUGUAAUUCCAUAUCUUCUUAAUUGGUAAUAAAAGUUUAUAUUUGCCCUUUC
Malus domestica (apple) is the source of this 951-nucleotide messenger RNA. Its product is annotated as protein ELF4-LIKE 3-like. The record is from RefSeq and is a predicted model, not a curated record. NCBI's taxonomy places the organism in Eukaryota, Viridiplantae, Streptophyta, Magnoliopsida, Rosales, Rosaceae. Gene Ontology annotation, biological process: entrainment of circadian clock; positive regulation of circadian rhythm.